GCGCCCGCAGACGUCAGGGACCCGCGCGCCAGGCCGCGGGGCCGCCGCUCCGCCCGUGGGCUCGGCCGGGGCUGCCGCGAGCGUGCGGGCCGCGCCGGGCAUGUCCUAGGCGGCGGCCCCGCCCAGCGCUCGGCCGGCAGGUGCGGGCGGGAGGGCCGGGGCCGCGCCGGGGCCGAGCCGCAGGGCCAGACGGGCCUUGCCUGCGCCAAGAUGAGCGUCACCUCCUGGUUCCUGGUGAGCAGCGGCGGCACCCGCCACCGGCUCCCGCGAGAGCUCAUCUUCGUGGGGCGUGAUGAGUGUGAGCUUAUGCUGCAGUCCCGCAGCGUGGACAAGCAGCAUGCCGUCAUCAACUACGACCAGGACAGGGACGAACACUGGGUGAAGGACUUGGGCAGCCUGAACGGGACGUUCGUGAACGACGUGCGCAUCCCGGACCAGAAGUACGUCACUCUGAAGCUCCACGACGUCAUCCGGUUCGGCUAUGAUUCCAACAUGUACGUGCUGGAGCGUGUGCAGCACCGGGUCCCCGAGGAGGCGCUCAGGCACGAGAAGUACACUAGCCAGCUGCAGGUGAGCGUCAAGAGCCCGGCACCCAGGAAGGGCGAGGCACUGCCCCAGCACACCCCCUACUGCGAGUCCUCGAGCCCCAGGCCGGAGAGGGUGGACCGGAGGCCGGGAGCAGAGGCAGCAGCCUACCGGACCCCUCUGUACGGACAGCCCUCCUGGUGGGGCGAGGAUGAGGGCGACAGUCCGUGUGAGGACCGGCGCCCGGAGGAGCCCGACCCAGAGCGGCCCAAGGAGCCGUCGCAGCAGGACAGGGAGCUGGCCGGGACAAUGGCCGGCUUCCGGGCUGCAGCGGAGCCUCCCAGCUACGCGUUCAGGCGGGAGCCCAGUUACUUCGAGAUCCCCACGAAGGAGGCCCCGCCGCCACGGCCCCCCGAGGCGCCGGUGCAGGAGGCCCCCACCAAGGACGUGGAGCCCGGCGUGGCCGGUGCGGCCCCCGUGGUACAGAGCCACGCCUCCUUCACCAUCGAGUUUGAUGACGGCAGCCCCGGCAAGGUUAAGAUCAAGGACCACGUCACCAAGUUCUCCCUGCGCCAGAGGAGGCCGCCUGGCAGGGAGGCCACGCCUGCGGAGGCCGUCUCCGCGGAGACCAAGGUGGCCGAUUGGCUGGUGCACAAUGACCCCAGCCUGCUGUGCCGGGCCGGCCCCGGUGACGACCGCCACAGCACCAAGAGUGACCUGCCCGUGCACACCCGCACCCUCAAGGGCCACAAGCACGAGGACGGCACACAGAGCGACUCGGAGGACCCCACGGCCAAGGCGGCGGCGGCCGGGGUCCCCGCGGAGGGCGGCGGGGCGCAGGUGCGGCUGCAGAGGCAGCUGAAGCGGGACCCCCAGGAGCUGCUGCACAACCAGCAGGCCUUCGUCAUCGAGUUCUUCGACCAGGACGCGCCCCGCAAGAAGCGCUCCCAGUCUUUCACGCACACCCCUGCUGGGGACCCCAAGGCUGACAAGCGCCGAGGCCCCGGGCCGGCCGACAGGGACCGCCCCGGCGCCCCGGCCCCGGCCCCGGCGCGGGGGACGGGCGGCAGCUCGGGGCCACAGCGGGCCAGCUCGCUCAAGCGGGAGAGGACAGAGGAGCGGCUGGGGGGGUCCUCGCCCGCCCCCCGGGCCUCCCCGCGGCCCUUUGGCAGUGUGGGGCGCCGUUCCCGUCUGGCCCAGGACUUCAUGGCUCAGUGCCCGUGGGACGGCUCCCCUGCCGCCCGGCCCGGCCCUGACAAGGCAUCCCCAGAGUCGCCUGCCCCUGAGACCCCCCGUGGGGCCAGCCCCGUGGCCCCUGCGACCCCGCCGCCGCCCCCCGCUGACCCCCAGCUGACCAAGGCUCGGAAGCAGGACGAGGACGACAGCCUGAGCGACGCGGGGACUUACACCAUCGAGACGGACGUGCAGGAUCCGGAGGUGGAGGAGGCCCGCCAGAUGAUCGACCAGGUCUUUGGGGUACUUGAGUCUCCUGAGCUCUCCAGGGUGUCCUCGGCCACCUUUCGUCCGGUCAUCCGAGGGGACAGAGACGCGGCCGGUGACGGGGUGGCCCAGCGCAUGGCCCUCCUGCAGGAGUUUGCCUCCCGGCCAGUGGGCGUAGACCCCCAAGGGGGGCUCCAGGGCCUCACGGUGCCGGGCUCCCCCGGGGGUCAGAAGUGGGUGUCCCGCUGGGCCAGCCUGGCUGAUAGCUACUCAGACCCAGGCCUGGCAGAGGAGGGCCCUGGGCGCAGAGCCGGGGAGCUCGAGGGGGCUCUGCCCGUGCGCCAGCGACGGCUACUCCCACAGCUGCCCGGCGACAGGGCAGACAGCCCUGGGGGCCUUGAGGCCACCAGGAGGAGCGGCCCCGGGCCUCCGGAGCCGGGCAGUGAGCAGGCCAGCUGCCUCUUGGGCCAGGAGGACUUGGAGCCCGACAGCCUCAGCGAUGCCAGUGGGUCGGAUGGUGGGCGGGGCUCCGAGCUGGGCGGGGCCCCGUGUGAGGAGAGACGCAGGAGCCCCCAGGAGGGCCCUGCGUGGACGAAGGGCCGGCGCUCGCCAAGGGCCCCCGGGGAGCCAGCCCCCACCUCUUUCUUCAUUGGGGACCAGAACGGGGAGGCGGCCUUCCCCAGGAAACCGUCUGUGGCUCCGGGGGAGGCGGAGGGCCCAGGACGGGUGGCCCAGGCCAGCCCCCUGGUGAGGGACGGCGUCUACGUAAGCACCAGCGGGAGGAUGGUCAUCCAGCUGCGGACAGGGCGGUCCCCGGAGCCCGAGGGCUCUGCCCCGGCCUUGGUGCGGCAGGAGAGCUUCAGCAAGGAGCCGGCCGUUGGCCCCCCGGCGCCUGGCCAGCUUCCACACAUCUCCAGCCACCCCCUCCUGCAGGACCUGGCCGCGGCCCGGGCCUCACGCACGGACCUCCACCCUCAGGACACCCACCUGAUUCUGAAGGAGACGGAGACGGCCCUGGCAGCCCUGGAGGCCCGACUGCUUUCCAAGCCCACGGACGAGGCCGAGGGCCAGAUGGGCGGUGCCCCCGGGCCGCCGGACGACUCCCUGUCCGGGGACUCUGACGUGGACACGGCUAGCACUGUGAGCUUGCUCAGCGGUAAGAACGGGCCCAGCCCGACCGGCGCCCAGCCCACGGGGCUGCAGAAGGACAAGCCGCCGUCCCCGCCGGCAACACAGGACCCGGGGACCGUCUCCUUGAACAGCGCCCGGGACCGGCUGUCAGAGAAACGUCGCCCGCCGGGCCCUACCGACGCGAGGCGCGUGGCUGCGCGGCGUGGCCCUGGGCCCCGGGUGCCCUCGGACUGGCCUGAUGAAGAACGAGGCUCGGGCCCGGCCCACCCGCCUGGCACGGACACGGUCACCUGUGACCACGAGCCCCCCGCGGCCAGCGGGGCAGGGCGGCCAGGGCCUCGCCGGAAGCCUGCGGCCCCACCGCCGUCUCCAGCCACCCGGGAGGAGCCGGGCCGAGGCCCCACGGGCUCCCAGAAGGCACAGCAGGUGCUGACCCGCUCCAACAGCCUGUCCACCCCCCGGCCCACGCGGGCCUCCCGGCUGAGGCGGGCCCGGCUGGGGGAUGCCUCGGACACGGAGGCUGCAGACGGGGAACGGGGACCCCCAGCCAACCUGGAGCCGGUGGGCCGGCCGGCUGCCGAGCAGGCCAAGAAGUUGUCACGCCUGGACAUCCUGGCCAUGCCGCGGAAGCGGGCCGGGUCCUUCACGGGGCCCGGCGACUCGGAGGCGGCCCCCGCCCGGGCCGGCUUCUCCGGCCGCAGCGUCGAGCUGUACUGCGCUGGCCGCAAGCCCGUCAUGGCCGAGGCGCGGGCCGCUGCCAGGAAGGCCGCCAGUUCCACCACGGUGCCCCGCCAGCCCUUCAGCAGGGCCCGCCCGGGCAGCGCCCGAUACUCCUCACCCAGCACACGCCGAAGGCAGCAGGGCUCAGACUGCACGUCCACGUCCGAGGAGGAGUACGGCUCCCCCAAACACGCACGCGCCCGCACCUCGGCAGCCACGCAGACCCCACGGGCCGGCAGCUCCGGCCGGACCCGACCCCGGGCCCCCGGCCUCCGGGACACGGACGACGAGGAGGAGGAGGAUCCCGACCCCUACGGUUUUAUCGUGCAGACGGCAGAGAUCGCGGAGAUUGCCAGGCUGAGCCAGACGCUAGUGAAGGACGUGGCCAUCCUGGCCCGGGAGAUCCAUGACGUGGCUGGGGACGGCGACUCGUUGGGCUCACCGGGGCCCGCCCGUAGCCCCUCCCUCAGCAACGUGCCCAGCACCCCUGCCUCAACCAUCUCUGCCCGUGAGGAGCUGGUGCAACGAAUCCCUGAGGCCAGCCUCAACUUCCAGAAGGUGCCACCUGGCCCCCUGAGCUCUCGGGACUUGGACCAGAAUAUGAACGACCGCUGUGAGGACCCCCUCGCCAACAAGAUGCGGCCUUGGAACCGUGAGGAGGUGAUCUUUGACAACCUGAUGCUCAACCCCGUGUCCCAGCUGUCCCACGCCAUCCGAGAGAACACGGAGCACCUGGCCGAGAAGAUGAAGAUCCUCUUUCAGAACACAGGGCGUGCCUGGGAGGAGCUGGAAGCCAGGAUCAACUCGGAGAACGAGGUGCCCAUCCUGAAGACGUCCAACAAGGAAAUCAGCUCCAUCCUGAAAGAACUGAGGCGCGUACAGAAGCAGCUGGAAGUCAUCAACGCCAUCGUGGACCCCAGCGGGAAUCUGGACCUGCUGACCGGAAACCGGGGCGCUGUGGGCUCGGCCCAGCUUGGGAAAGGCCGGCCGGCCGCCCAGAGCCCAGCGUCGCCCCCCUUGGCCCUGCCUCUGAGGAGCUGCCCGCCGCGGGCGAACUGCGGGUCCCCCGGCCUCCCGGACCCCGCCUUCCUCCCCGACUUCCUCCCUGACGCGGAGAGGUUCCUGAUCUAGGUGGUGGGGGCCGCGGCGGUCCCCCUGUGCCCCCGGGGCCGGUGCCGCCAGCCCCCUUUACCCGCCACUGCGGCCCUUCCCGGCUGCGGACGGUUCACGCGGAGCCCCCCGCACGUGCCAUAACCCCUGGGCAGGGGCCUCGGUUCCCCGGGCCCCUCCCUAGCUCCCAGCAGCACCCCAGCUGGACGGGCCGGCCCGGCCCGGCUCCCGUUGCGGCCACCGCCGAGGCCCGCGUCACAGGUGUGUCCCCUGCCUCCUCUCCACGCUGUCCUUUUUGUCUUUAGCUUCUGAGGAAAGAGUCGUCUGUGCCAUCGCAGCGGCUCCCUGGGCCCGGGAGGCCCCUCCCCCGCCUCUGGCGCCGGGGACUGCUGUUCUGUCGGAGGCCCCGGGCGCCGGCCGUGGCUGGGCCAGGGGGUGCCAUUCAGUGCCAAACACAGAGCCGGGAGGGGCUGGCGGUGCCCCGGGACCGGAGGCCGGGGCGCACCCGGCCGGGGCCCUCACGGGCAGCUCUGCGGCCCAGUGGCCUGGGGCGGGGACGUGGCCCGCGGAGACGUUCGGGGCGGGAACCCCACUUCUUUGGUGCCAACGCAACUGCCAAGCCCACCGAGUGUGUGGCUGCUGCCACGCCGGCCGUGCACACGGGCACACACGCAUGCUAGACACGCGCCCGUGCUCCCGUCCAGCCCAGGCACGUGUCCACACUGCAGGGCGGUAGGUCCCAGCUCGGGACGCCGGCCGCACUCGGCUUCCUGCGGUUCUAGGCCGGGUGGGGGUGGGGGGGGUGGUGAGCACUAGACCCAAGUGGCUGGAAACCAGAGCCUCCCCGGGCCGCCCGCCCUCCCCCACCCUCAGCCCCGUCCUCCCUGAUGCUGUGGGCAUUACCUGGGUGUCUGGCUCGGGGCCCCGCAGGCUGCUGUGCUCCGGUCCCGGUGCAGGGGCGGGGCGGGGAGAGCAGGGAGAGACCCCCCCCCCUCCCCCCCAGGGACAGUUUGCCUUCUCAGGGUUCUUUCAGCUGGGAACACGCCGGGGGGGGGGGGCAGAGCACGCCCCCCAGGGGGGCCCGUUUCUGGAGCCUCUAAGCCAAAGAGCCCGCGGGCUGUGGCAGGUGGGGGCGGGGCUGGCCCACCCUGGCCGCCUUGGCGCGGGGUCGCCGUGCACCCUGCCUGGCGCCUGUGUGAGUGGCGGUUGCGGGACGGGGCCCGGAGGCCAGUGGGUGUGAGUCCGGGCCCCAUGGGUGACGUGUGUGUCCGUGUUUACAUUUAGCUGAUGUGGACUCGUGUGCAUGGGUCCUGUACGCCCCCCCCCCCCCCGUUUCUGUGUGUGAGUGGUGGCGGGGUCCCUGCCAGGACCCCGCCCCUCGAGCCUGCUGGUCCACACAGAGGAGGUGCCGGCCCCUGUCUCCUGCAUGCCCCGCACAGCCGCCCGCAGCCCGUCCCCUGGAAGCAAACAGUGGCCGUUCUCCAUCCACACCCACCCUCAGUGAUCGUUGUACGCUUUUUUUUAUUCACAAAUUCCCGUUCCUCCCCCUUCCAGCCUUCGACUCGGGAUCGGUAACUUAUUGGUCUGACUUCUUGGAGGUACUUCUGUCUGUCUGUCCUCAGGUGGUCUUACGGCUGUCUUUCGGAAAACGAUUAUUUUAUAUGAGUUGUCAUGGAAUUUGUUCUAAUAAAUCAUUCUAUCACAUGG
Molecule: messenger RNA, 6633 nt
Organism: Leopardus geoffroyi (Geoffroy's cat)
Lineage: Eukaryota; Metazoa; Chordata; Mammalia; Carnivora; Felidae
Gene: CEP170B
Product: centrosomal protein 170B
Exons: 19
Coding region: 211-4947 (1578 amino acids)
Molecular function (GO): protein binding
Source: RefSeq, a predicted model, not a curated record